AGUUAAUCUUGUCUCUGGGGAGUAAGGGACAAACAGUGCUGCCACAGAGGGAGCAAGCAAGAGUUUGGGGAACAAAAGGAGAGUUCUGCAGGGAGGGAGGGAUCGGAGAAGCUGCACGUGCCUGGCCAGAGUACAGAGGAAGGGCAGAGACCAGCAGAGUUCUGAGGCAGCCACCUCCGAGGCCCAGAAGGAGAAGCCGCAGAGCUAUUUCAAGAGCGAGCAGCAGAAGGGAACGUAAGAGCCUGCGGCCAGUCGGAGUCAGCGAGGAAGGGUCCAGAGGCAGUGAGAGGGGCCAGGACCGGGACCGAGGCCAGGGCAGGCACGAUCGCUGAGGGAUGAACUUCACAGUGGGUUUCAAGCCGCUGCUGGGGGAUGCACACAGCAUGGACAACCUGGAGAAGCAGCUCAUCUGCCCCAUCUGCCUGGAGAUGUUCUCCAAGCCGGUGGUGAUCCUGCCCUGCCAACACAACCUGUGCCGCAAGUGUGCCAACGAUGUCUUCCAGGCCUCGAACCCUCUAUGGCAAUCCCGGGGCUCCACCACCGUGUCUUCAGGAGGCCGUUUCCGCUGCCCGUCCUGCAGGCAUGAAGUUGUCCUAGACCGACAUGGUGUGUACGGCCUGCAGCGAAACCUGCUGGUGGAGAACAUCAUCGACAUAUACAAGCAGGAGUCAUCCCGCCCACUGCACUCCAAGGCUGAGCAGCACCUCAUGUGCGAGGAGCAUGAAGAUGAGAAGAUCAAUAUCUACUGCCUCAGCUGCGAAGUGCCCACCUGCUCUCUCUGCAAGGUCUUCGGUGCCCACAAGGAUUGCGAGGUGGCCCCCCUGCCCACCAUUUACAAACGCCAGAAGAGUGAACUCAGUGAUGGCAUCGCAAUGCUGGUGGCAGGCAAUGACCGUGUGCAAGCUGUGAUCACGCAGAUGGAAGAAGUGUGCCAGACCAUUGAGGACAACAGUCGAAGGCAGAAGCAAUUGUUGAACCAAAAGUUUGAGACCCUGUGCGCAGUGCUGGAGGAGCGCAAGGGCGAGCUGCUGCAAGCCCUGGCCCGGGAGCAGGAGGAGAAGCUGCAGCGAGUACGAGGCCUCAUCCGUCAGUACGGAGACCACCUGGAGGCCUCCUCCAAGCUGGUGGAGUCCGCCAUCCAGUCCAUGGAGGAGCCGCAGAUGGCGCUCUACCUCCAGCAGGCCAAGGAGCUGAUCAAUAAGGUCGGGACGAUGUCGAAGGUGGAGCUGGCGGGACGGCCCGAGCCUGGCUACGAGAGUAUGGAGCAGUUCACCGUGAGCGUGGAGCACGUGGCGGAAAUGCUGAGGACCAUCGACUUCCAGCCAGGCGCCUCCGGGGAGGAAGACGAUGAGGAGUUGGCGCUGGACGGGGAAGACGGCAGCGCGGGGCCGGAGGAAGAGCGACCGGACGGGCCGGAAGGCCUGCACUGACCCGACCCUGCUGAAGAGUUGGCGCAAUCCGGACCUGGCGCGAGGGUGGUGGAGGAUCGGCGCAGGGACCACCGCGCCACUGAGCUCGGCGCUCCGCCCCGCGGAGGGACUCAAUAAAACACUCGGGCG
Tupaia belangeri chinensis (Chinese tree shrew) is the source of this 1559-nucleotide messenger RNA. RefSeq names its product tripartite motif containing 54 (gene TRIM54). Lineage: Eukaryota; Metazoa; Chordata; Mammalia; Scandentia; Tupaiidae. The transcript is spliced from 9 exons. Bases 336 to 1430 code for a protein of 364 amino acids. Gene Ontology annotation, molecular function: zinc ion binding. The record is from RefSeq and is a predicted model, not a curated record.